Messenger RNA from Candidula unifasciata, 285 nucleotides. Lineage: Eukaryota; Metazoa; Mollusca; Gastropoda; Stylommatophora; Geomitridae. The record is from the annotation of a GenBank genome assembly.
AUGCCUGGAACAAAAGACGAAGUUGCUGUUGAGACACCAGAAACCACCACAGAGCCCAUUGUUGCAAAAACAGUGGAAGAUGUGAAGGCAAAGUCCGAAGAGUCUCCAGAGGUAGAAGAAAAAACUACAGAGGAAGAAAAGUCAGAGGAAACAAUAGAAGAAACCACAAAUGAAGCCAGUUCAGAUGCAGCCGAAUCAAAUACAGAACCUGAGAGUGCUGCAGAAAAACGACCAGAGUCAUCAAACGGCACAGACGAGACGGAAGGAGCUACCGAAUCUGCUUAA